AUGAGUUCCUCGGCUGCAAUGUCAAUCAGAAAGUCAGGGCCUCGAGUCAUUCGCUCGGCAUCUUCCCAAUUGGUGGCCACGCAUACUUCGAAUCGGAGUAUAUGGCGAUGUGCACCAAACGGUCAGGGGGACAAAACAGAACUUAUCUCACGAAGUUUUGGCAAAUUUCAGCGAUACCCUCUGUACAAUCAGCGAAAAGCCCGAACUCGCCGUGGCAGCAAUACUACUCCCAACGAUACACACUCACGCUGGAGCUGGGCGGCUUGGCUUUCUCAGUCAAGUUCUUACCACCCCCCGGCUGGCUGGGAGAGAAGUCUCUGGGGAUCGGAUUCAGGGCGGGUGCACAAACGCAUGGACUUGCUGAAAAGGUACAUAGAGGCAGACCCUUACAGGGCCGUCUUUGGGCGCCGAUUGGACCCCUUUCAGAAUUUCGGCAGGACCGACACUUCGUUGAACGGUUUCCUUCAGUCGUUUUCCAGUAUGGAAAAGCCACUCAAUGGUAGGCCGAGAGUAGACAAGUGGCAAACGAGAAGUGACGCCAAUCAUGUUCGACCGCAGUACAUGUACGAUCCUAUCAGUGGACGCAUGGCGCCGAUACCACCGUCAACUGCACCCGAAUCCAGCGACCCGGAAACAGAAAUUAACUCUCAUAAAGCGGUUGACUGCCCUCCAGGCGCUGGAGUGGAGGCAAAAUUUGCCCACAACCCCAGUUUGGCCGAGGAUGGACAGUUCCAGCCGGGAAACACGGGACCGAGCGUCGAAGCCCCGUCCAGCUCACAGUCAACCGUUGACUGUCCUCCAGGCAGUGAGCAAGAUGCAUCUUUUACCUCAACUCGAACCCCUCAGGAUGCGCAUGGCAGGGCUCAAGUUUCCCAGGAAACCGAAGGCAAGACCUUCGUAAAUAUCGAUUGCCCUCCUGGAAGUGAACUGGAAACAUUGCUUGUUUCUGAAUCUAUUCUUUCUGCACAGCCUCAGCCGGACACAUCUAAGUUCAACGGAAACACCGAUAGACUGAAUCUGGAUGCCAGUUUGACUGCGGGAACCAACGUGGAAUGCUCCCCGGGAAGUGAGCUGGAGGCCAAGUUCAUCGCUGAUCCUACCAGCCGCUCCGUCCAGAGUUCUCCGUCUGGGUUAGAGAUACAACCUCAGACCAAGCAAACUGGCAUUUCAAUUGAUUGCCCACCAGGCAACGAGCUGGACGCAAAGCUCUCUUCUGAGAUCGAUAGUCUCAGUCUUGAGUCCGACGGUCGUGUUCAUCAAACGGCUGACACCGCCGCCGUGACAGGCGUUCAAAAAGGCUUUGAGUGCUCCCCAGGUAGUGAGAUUGAAGCACAUAUUUCGUCAGAGGCGGACAGCCAGGAUAUUGCCCAAUCCGAAGCCCAGACCUGUGUCGAUUGUCCUCCUGGAAGCGAACUCGAGGCCAAGUUUAUCUGCAACCCGGCUUCAGUUGAGGAAAAGCAAUCACAGCCAGAACUACCCGCUGGCCUUGAUACAUCCGAGACAGCCAAGAAUGUUGCGGACUGUACACCCGGGAAUGAGUUAGAGGCAAAUUUCAUUUCUGAGAUGGCGAGUGCCGAGGGUCCCAAUGAGAAUAAGGACCUGAGCGCCUUGGGUGCUAUUGAUAUUCGCUCUCGUUAUGCUCCUUUGGAACCAAGGGUGCAAGCCAAUCCGCUGGAUUUCGAUGCUUCCGAAGACCGUGGUGACUUCAUUCUCAAAAGCCAGAACCUAGCCACCGAAAAAGGAGAGCAACAAGAAGCCUCCCAAAGCCCUUCCCCUAAAUUCCAUAUUCUCGCUUUCGAUACGUCGACGUCGCAAGUCUCAGCCGCGCAAGCAGACUCAUUCUUCGGUGUCGAUGAAAAUAGUCGGCCAAGUGAAAUUCUGUCUCGACUGCACAAUCCUGCGAAAUUCCUACCCUAUUUCGAGAAGAUGCAAGAAGAUGGUUACGAAAUUGCAACCGGCGGAGGCAACAUCCUUGUCUUCCGGAAGACUCUAACCCCCCCUCGUCACACUCUCUCAAAUACCGCAGAAGACCAAAAACCAGCAAUUCACGCCCAAAUUGCCAAACAUCUUCGCCACGACUCAAUGGACUCCACCGCCGUAUACGCCGGAGCUCCCUGGAAAUCCACCACUAAGCCUCCUUCAGCAACUGGAUCCUCUAGCUCCGAGCCCGAAGCAACCACAAAAUCAGACUCUUCGUUUCGUAAGGCAUGCCGCAGAAUGCUAAUUGCAGGCACAGCUACCGCAUCAACGUGUUAUGCUAUCGGAGUGAUGGUCGAAUUCUUCCGCACCGGCGGAAAUGACGGGCGGGGAAUUGAUGGGUUCACUGUGUUUGAGUCAGAUCGACGUCGUCGAGACUAG
Penicillium egyptiacum is the source of this 2358-nucleotide messenger RNA. The record is from the annotation of a GenBank genome assembly. Lineage: Eukaryota; Fungi; Ascomycota; Eurotiomycetes; Eurotiales; Aspergillaceae.